GUGGCUUCCCGCCUUUGGCCUGGCCUUUGUCUCCGCUUUCGCCAGAGCUUGGGGUCCGUCUCCGCCGUUCUACGUCCUCCACCUCUGGAGCCUCCAGUGACUUUGUCACAGCCUCUGUUGCCCUGUAAUCUGCAGGUCCCGGGAGAGGCACAGCUAAGAUGCUAGGACAUCCUGGAAGCUGGGAAACGGAUAUUGUGACAUUGCUGAGCCCAGCAUCUAGGUGAUGUAACUCUUCCCUACUGUUUGGUCUCUACCCAAAAAAAGAUUGUGAUGUAUCACUCUGUCAAGAACCUACAUGAGGUGACUGUCCUCUCCAGCCUAGGACCUGCCUACGUUGUGUAUUGAGACAUGUCACUGGGUCUAACACCUAGGUCCUGGGAGACGCACAGCUAAGAUGCCAGGAGACUCUGAAAGCUGGGAAACAGGGCCGUUGACAUUUAGAGAUGUGGCCAUCGAAUUCUCUCUGGAGGAGUGGCAGUGCCUGAACCCUGCUCAGCAAGAUUUGUAUAGAAAAGUGAUGUUAGAGAACUACAGAAACCUGGUCUUCUUGGGUCUUGCUGUCUCUACGCCAGAUUGGAUCACCUGUCUGGAGCAAGGAAAAGAUCCCUGGAAUAUGAAGAGACACAGUAUGGUAGCCACACCCCCAGUUCUGUGUUCUCAUUUUGGCCAAGACCUUGGGCAAAGGCCAGGCAUAAAAGAUUCUUUUCAAAAAGUGGUACUGAGAGAAUAUGGAAAAUGUGGACAUAAGGAUUUACAGAUAAGAAAAGGCUGUGAAAGUGUGAAUGAGUGUAAUGUGCACAAAGAAGGUUCUAAUGAACUAAACCAGUGUUUGACCAGUAACCAGAGCAAAAUAUUUCAAUGUGAUACAUAUGGGAAAGUCAUUCAUAAAUUGUUCAAUUCAGGUAGACGUAAGACAAGACGUACUGGAAGGAAACCUUUCAAAUGUAAAAAAUGUGGCAAAUCAUUUUGCAUGCUUUUACAUCUAAGUCAACAUAAAAGAAUUCAUAUUAGAGAGAAUGCUUACCAAUGUGAAGAAUGUGGCAAAGCCUUUUAUUGGUUCUCCACCCUUACUAGGCACAGGAGAGUUCAUACUGGAGAAAAGUCCUACAAAUAUGAAGAACGUGGAAAAGCUUUUAACCAGUCCUCAACUCUUGGUAGGCAUAAGAUAAUUUACGCUGGAAAGAAACACUACAAACGUGAAGAAUGUGGCAAAGAUUUUAAAUGGUCCUCACACCUUACUAAACAUAAGAAAAUUCAUAGUGGAGAGAAACCCUACAAUUGUCAAGAAUGUGGCAAAGCCUUUAAUGUAUUCUCAACCCUUAAAAGACAUCAGAGAAUUCAUGCUGGAGGAAAACCCUACAAAUGUAAAGAAUGUGGCAGAGCCUUCAGUAUAUUUUCAACCCUUACUACACACAAGAAAAUUCAUAUUGGACAGAGACCCUACAAAUGUGAAGAAUGUGGUAAAGAUUUUAACUGGUACUCACACCUUACUACACAUAAGAGAAUUCAUACUGGAGAGAAACCCUACAAAUGUGAGGAAUGUGGCAAAGCCUUUAGCGUUUGCUCAACUCUUACGACACAUAAGAGAAUUCAUACUGGCCAGAGACCCUACAAAUGUGAGGAAUGUGGCAAAGCUUUUAAUUGUUAUUCACACCUUAGUAGACAUAAGAAAAUUCAUACCAGAGAGAAACCCUACAAAUGUGAAGAAUGUGGUAAAGCUUUUACCCUGUCCUCAUACCUUAGUAGACAUAGGAGAAUUCAUACUGGAGAGAAACCCUACAAAUGUGAAGAAUGUGGCAAAGCCUUUACUGUACUUUCAACGCUUACUAAACAUAAGAUAAUUCAUACUGGAGAGAAAACCUACAAAUGUGAAGAAUGUGGCAAAGCUUUUAACCAGUCCUCACACUUUACUAAACAUAAGAAAAUUCAUCCUGGAGAGAAACCCUACAACUGUGAAGAAUGUGGCAAAGCUUUUAAUUGGUACUCACACCUUACGAGACAUAACAGAAUUCACACUGGAGAAAAACCUUACAAAUGUGAAGAAUGUGACAAAGCCUUUAGUUUAUUCUCAAACCUUACUACACAUAGGAGAAUUCAUACUGGAGAGAGACCCUACAAAUGUGAAGAAUGUGGCAAAGGCUUUAAGCAGUCCUCAACCCUUAAGGAACAUAAGAAAAUUCAUACCAGAGAGAAAUCCUAUAAAUAGGAAGAAUGUGAUAAAGCUUUUAACCACUUCUCAACCCUGACUACACAUAAGAAAGUUCAUGCUGGAGGGAAACCCUACAAAUAUGAAGAAUGUCUCAAAGCUUUUUAUUGAUUCUCAUACCUUACUUAUCAUAAAAAAAUUCAUACAGGAGAGAAAUCAUACAAAUAUGAAGAAUGCAGCAAAGCUUUUAACAAAUCCUUAUCUAUUACUAAACAUAGUUCAUACUGGAGAGAAAAUCUACAAAUGUGAGGAUGGUGGCAAAGCCUUUAAGCGGUUCUCCCAACUUACUACACAUAAGAUAAGUUAUGCUGGAGAGAAACCCUAGAAAUGUGAAAAAUGUGGCAAAGCUUUUAACCAAUCCUCAACCCCUACUACACAUAGUAUAAUUCAUGCUGGAGAGAAACCCUACAAAUGAGACCAGUGUGCCAAAACUUUCAACCAAUACACCUUGUUGCAAGGCAAAGCAUUUAUAUUUGAGAAAAAUUGUACAAAUGUAAAGACUGUGAGAAACACAUUAAUAUUGGCUCACAUCUUAUGCAUCAACAGAGAGUUCAUACUUAGUAAAAACAUGGUAAGUGCAAUUACUGUCAAAAGGUCUUUGAGCCAGGUGUGGUGGCUCACACCUGUAAUCCCAGCACUUUGGGAGCCCUAGGCAGGCAGAUCACGUGAGGUCAGGAGCUUGAGACCAGCCUGACUAACAUGGAGAAAGAAACCCUGUCUCCACUAAAAAAAUACAAAAUUAGCCAGGCGUGGUGGUGCAUGCCUAUGAAAACAUAAGCCUUUAAAGUGAUUAAGAGUAUUUAUUUUGAAGGUGAACAUCACAAAUGUAAAGAGGUAUUAGAUCUUACCGUAUGCCUUUUGUACUAGAGGAAAACUCUGAAGCAGUUGCUCACAACUUUCCAAAAUUGAACAAGUAAGAAACAGAAGUCUUGCACUGGACAAAAACGUAUAAAAUAGAUGAUGAAACUGAACUAGUAAUAAAAAACCUACCAACCAUAAAAGCCCUGAAUUAUAUAAAAUGGCAGACAAAUGUUACCAAAUAUACAAAGAUGAGUUCCUACUACUACUAAAUGUACUCCAAAUACUCAAUGUGGGAUUACACCUUAACUCAUUUUACAAAAUCAAUAUUAUCUUGAUACUAAAAUCUAGGGAAGGCACAACAAAGAAAGGAAACUACAGGCCAAUAUUUUUGAUAAACAUUGAAACAAAUAUUGUCCAUGAAACACUAGCAAGGUGAGUUCAUAAGCAAAUUAAAAGGUUGUUUUGUCACA
Molecule: messenger RNA, 3477 nt
Organism: Sapajus apella (tufted capuchin)
Lineage: Eukaryota; Metazoa; Chordata; Mammalia; Primates; Cebidae
Product: zinc finger protein 724-like
Exons: 6
Coding region: 395-2206 (603 amino acids)
Biological process (GO): regulation of DNA-templated transcription
Source: RefSeq, a predicted model, not a curated record